UCGGACUUGUCAAGCUAUGAUUGGUUGAAUACAACAGUAAGUUUGAAAGAGACUGUAAUUGCUGUUCAUCCUCACUGUGUCUGCAGGUAAUCAGACUAGAGACAAAAAAUGCAGAUAACUCUUACUGUCUACGCCUUUAUUAUAUCCGUACUAUUUCUGCUGCUGUGGUCAAACUGUGAAGGAAGAGAGUCAGAGCUCAACUAUGUAACCUGCGGCUCGCUGGUAAAACUACUCAACACCAGACACAACGUCCGCCUGCAUUCCCACGAUGUCAAAUACGGUUCAGGCAGUGGACAGCAGUCUGUAACAGGAGUUGAGAACGCAGACGAUGCCAACAGUUACUGGCAAAUUCGUGGGAAGCCCGGCCGUCCGUGUCAGCGUGGGGCAGCCGUCAAGUGUGGUCAGGCCGUCCGCAUCACACACAUGAAGACUGGCCGAAAUCUACACACACACCACUUCAGCUCACCCCUGUCUAAUAACCAGGAGGUCAGCGCCUUUGGAGAGAAUGGUGAAGGUGAUGACCUGGAUGUGUGGACAGUGCAGUGUGACAGCAUCCACUGGGAGCGUGAUGAAGCCGUGCGGUUCAAACAUGUGGGCACUGAUGUCUUCCUGAGUGUGACAGGAGAGCAGUAUGGUCACCCCAUCCGUGGCCAGCAUGAGGUGCAUGGCAUGAGUUCUCCCAGCCAACACAACUGGUGGCGUGCCAUGGAGGGUGUCUUCAUCCAGCCCAGCCAGGAGCCAUUGCGCCACGAUGAGCUCUGACAUCAUCACUAGGAGACACAAAAUAUGGAUAUGUGUGUGUGUACAGUCUGGAUUCCUGUGGUUUUAUAGCUCACUUGGACCCAAUGACACCACGCGUGAAUGAUGUAGAAUAUUUAAGUGAUGUCUCGUCUCUGUAAAUAUGAAGAACUCAGGGUGUUCUGAGACGAGGGGGAUCCUUUUUUCCAAAUAGUCUGAAUGUGAUUUAGAACUACUGAAUAUAGUGUAGCCAUAUUGCCAAUAUUCUUAAGGGAGAAAAUGAAAGAGUGGAUUACCAAUUGGACUUGGCACCUAACCUGAAAUUCCCCAAAUCAAUGUAAUUUAAUUUUAUUCAGAAAUAUACACAUCUAAUGAAGAACCUUUUUUGAAAUGUUGAAAGGCCUCAUGUCAAAUAAAAUGUGUGUAUGAAUUGUCUUAAAACAUGUUUUCACUUUGUCAUUGUGGGUUAUGGAGUGUAGUCUGGUGGGCAAAACUGUCAUUUUUGCCCAUUUAAAAUGAAAAUGUACAACAAAAAGUGUGCAACAAGUGGAGGGGUCUGAAUACUUUCAGGGGGAGGCUGGUAUAUAUAUAUAUACUCAUGUUGUGGAGAUUGUUUUUAUAUACUCAUGUUGUGGAGAUUGUUUUUCUAUGCUUGUUGAAACCAAAUUUGGUAAUUGUGGAGACCCUCCUUCCUCAUGGGAAUGACAUGCUGCUCCCCAUAACAUAUGGUAAAUCAUUGAUUUCUGCUUCUCAAACUUACAGUAAGACACAUUCAGGUCCUCCAGUUGAUGGCCUUCCACAGUAGGGGAGGAUGGUUUCCUGUAGCUAGUGAUGAUUUUUAGGCUUCACACAGAUGAGGGGUCGCUGGCUGAAAUCUGGGUUUUCAGCUUUUCCGAGUAGCUCCUCUUUGCUAUUCUGAUCUCCCUUGUCAAUGUGUUCAACAUCAAAGCUGUAACAAAAUCAUCAUUCUGGCAUUUUAAAAAGAGCUAAAAUGAGAAACUUUGUCGAAGCAGGAUUUAGAAAAGCUCAUUGAUGCUUUUGUUUUUAGUGUAAUGCACUCCUGAUUGGCCUCCCGGAUAAGACCAUCAAACAGUUGCAACUCAUUCAAAAAGCUGCUACCACAAUACUGACAGACACCAAGAAAAGAGAACACAUCACUCCAGUUUUAUCCAUCUAUGUGCAUUGUUAAGCACUUUGAAUUGCCUUUGUGUAUGAAAAUGUGCUAUAUAAAUAAAAUUGCCUUGCCCUAUCAUUUGUU
Molecule: messenger RNA, 1996 nt
Organism: Monopterus albus (swamp eel)
Lineage: Eukaryota; Metazoa; Chordata; Actinopteri; Synbranchiformes; Synbranchidae
Gene: sdf2l1
Product: stromal cell-derived factor 2-like 1
Exons: 3
Coding region: 109-762 (217 amino acids)
Source: RefSeq, a predicted model, not a curated record